Messenger RNA from Pieris macdunnoughi, 1947 nucleotides. Lineage: Eukaryota; Metazoa; Arthropoda; Insecta; Lepidoptera; Pieridae. The record is from the annotation of a GenBank genome assembly.
AUGGCAUUCAUAAGCGAACCAGUGUUAAACAUUAUAGUAGUUGGUUUUCACCACAAAAAAGGAUGCCAGGUAGAACACUGUUACCCUGAAUUAGUUCCCGGGCGACCCUCAGAACUUCCACCUGCUUGGCGAUAUUUACCAGCAUUGGCUUUACCCGAUGGCUCACACAAUUAUCUUUCUGACACAAUAUUUUUCAACUUGCCAGACUUAAGUGACUCUGCAAGAACUGUUUAUGGUGUAUCAUGUUUCCGACAAAUUCCUGUUGAGCAAGUUGUUCAAAAAACUGAAGACAUGACAAGAAGUUCUGUUCAGAAGAGUGUAUGUGUUAUUUGUCAAGCACCUUUAUUUGGUAGACUGGCGGUUAAAAUGGAACUUGUUGUAAGGGCUUGGUUCCUGCAAGGUGAUUUUUCUCAGACAAAGCUUUUAGAAGAUGCAUAUAAUCAUCUUAAUAGUUGCCCUGUACAAAUUGAUCAAUGUUUGGAAGGAUUAUCUGUGCAAAAAUUAAUUGAAAAUUGGAGGCACAAAGCACUUUUACUAUUCAAAUUAUUAUUAUUGAGUCGUAAAGUUGUCAUAUAUGGAUCUCCUGCAGGACAGCUUUCUACAGCAUUACUAACUGUAAUUUCGCUACUGCCUCGUUGCUUAGAAUAUGGGCUAUCACAGUCAGCUAAUGUUGUACUAUCACGACCCCUUUCACCAGUAACAACAGCCAUAGAAGUUAAUACUGAAGAAUUUAAUGCUCUAAACGCAAGUGACCCAAUUUUUAAUGGUAACAGUUUGGUGGAGGUUCUGUCGCCGAAAGAAACUGGAAACCUUUUUGAUGAGAAAGAUAGAGUCAGCAGACAAAGUUUUGAUGAAACGUUACUGGCAGACGUGCAAGAGUUACCUGGUAGAGAAAAAUGUCACAGCAUUGGUGAAAAGUAUAAACCUCAGAAAUGCGUAAAUGAAGCUCAACAAAGUCCCACAAUGGCAAGGGACAUGAGUGUGGACGGAUUGUAUAAUUUGAUAGGACAAAUAGAUCAGGCCGAUUGUGGCUUUCCACUGCCAUUGUUUGAAGAUGGGUAUCUCUGUUUGCCAUAUUUAUCUCUGCAGUACCUAGACCUACUGUCCGAUUCUGCCGUUCAAGGGUUUGUGGUUGGCGCUUCAAAUGUGCUUUUUAAACAGAAAAGACAGCUGUUUGAUGUUCUUGUAGAGUUGAAUGAAAUGCGAAUUGAGACAGCAGACGUUGCUCUGAGGAGGCAGCUUACCCUCGGUACCGAAGAUCUUAGAUUUGCAGAUCAUGUGGUACGGCAUGGUCCUACUCAAGGGGAUGCAUGGAUAAGAGAUCAGUUCGCCACCUACUUGAUUUACCUUCUAAGGACAUCGUUGCUACCAGAUGGAAGCAGAGAAAUAGAAUCAUAUAACUCACAGUUCAUGGCUGCUUUCAAGGCGACUCAUACAUAUGAGAAAUGGCUGAAAAUAACUAAUAAUGGUGAUGUUGAAGCUUUCAUGAACUUGAUUCCGAUGCACCCCUUCGCUGGUCAACUUUCUGUGGCCGACAUGAAGUUGAAAUUUGCACACACCAUGUCCACAACGGAGGGUGGCAGGAAAGUGAGCGCAGCCGUGGCUACCACCGGUCGGGCGGUAGCCACGACGUCUCGGGCCGUGGGCGGAGCCCUGUCCCAGGCCCGCGGAGCCCUAUCCGGGUGGUGGAGCUCCCUCACCACUCCGACACCGACGCCACUCCUUCUUUGCGAGAGUUCGGACGAAAAACCCGCCGACUCGGAAGAAAAACCAGACGAUUCCGGCGACGAGAAACCUGAGAGCUCGCGCGAUGAGAAAAUGCCUUCCGAUGCGGAAGAAGCUCUGGAGGUCCAGGACAACAAGCGCCAGAGCGCUUCGUCCUCGGAUCCCCCCGAUAAAGUCAUAGAAGACAGCGCGGGUAACCUCAGCAAGAUACAAGUUGUUUGA